Molecule: messenger RNA, 1209 nt
Organism: Alternaria rosae
Lineage: Eukaryota; Fungi; Ascomycota; Dothideomycetes; Pleosporales; Pleosporaceae
Exons: 2
Coding region: 95-913 (272 amino acids)
Biological process (GO): protein targeting to vacuole; protein transport to vacuole involved in ubiquitin-dependent protein catabolic process via the multivesicular body sorting pathway
Cellular component (GO): ESCRT-0 complex
Molecular function (GO): phosphatidylinositol-3-phosphate binding; metal ion binding; ubiquitin binding
Source: RefSeq, a predicted model, not a curated record
CACGCACCAAUACCAGCGCAGCACUUCACCGCCUGCAACAACGUAUUAUACGUCUCUCUCGACUCCUCGCCAACCUCAGCUUCAUUCAGUCACCAUGGCCACGACCUUCUCGACCGCGACUGCGAUCCCGCAACAUGCACCCUACCAACACCACGCCUACCGCAAGAGCACCCACUCGCAGUACUCGCCCACCCACUCGGGCAUCAACACGCCCGCCAACGUCUCGCCCACGUCGCCGCGCACCACACACCUGCCCCUCGCCCGCCAUCAGGGCAUCUACCAGCCGCGCACCGCCAUCGGCAUCCCCGCGGCGCUGCGCAAGACAGAGAAGCCCGGCAGCAAGUCGCCGCCCAAGGUCGACUCGGGCCUGUCCUCCCCCAACCAGGGCUGGUCGGCUGGCACCUACGGGUGGGUCGCCAACGAGGGCAACGCGACACCCGUCUCGCAGAUUGGCAAUGAAGACAUGCAGAGCCUCUACAACGCCGAACCACUGUCGCCCGUUGCGGGGCCAAUCACACGCAACCACUGGCAGGCUGACGGUUCCACUUCGGUGUGCUCGGCAUCCAGCUGCCAGGAGCCCUUUGGCUUCUUCCAGCGCCGCCACCACUGCCGCAAGUGCGGCGGCAUCUUCUGCUGGCAGCACUCGCGCAACAACGUGCGUCUCGACGAGCUCGCCCGCUUCCAUCCAGAAGGCCAUUGGCACCGUGCCUGCGACCGUUGCCACAGCUCCUUCCGCGAGUGGGAACACCUCCGCUCUAGCCGCACCAACAGCGAGAGCUCCGACAGCAGCAACAGCAGCCCCGCUACCGCCAAGUCCAUCGAGACUCCUGCCCCAGCCAAGCGUCCAGAGAACACGCGCGUAGGCAGCCUGGCGCAGAGCUUCCAAGGCACAUGGAACUGGAGCACUUUCUAAACAUACCCACUGUUGCUUUCAUCGCCCACAUCAACCUUCAUAUCUUCAUAACACCUGGACGGACCGACUUCCUGCUCCUGGGGUACUCUCUUUUGAUGAUAUCCGGAGGGGCCAGCAUCGCCUAACCGCACUGGUUCCAUUCCACCUUUUCCCAGCUUCCACACGAAGCUCUUGCAUCUGCAUCAACUAAACUGCAUAAUACCGGCGUCUCUCUUGCUUUUCCAACAUGGCGUCUUACCAGUCAACGGGGUGGUCUGCGUGUCCUUUCUCUCUUGUCUUGCGAUUCAGCGUUUUCC